AUGAUUCCGGAUCAGAAACUGUCGCACACACCAGAGUUUGAGAUCCCACCGGUUCCUGAAGCUGUUUCAGCACCCGGUUCACCUCAUCAAACCAAAACCAGACACGAUGUGAUGGCUCCGACUGAGGAUACUGGUAGUUUUGAAGAAAAACCUGUGGUGGCUCCAACGGAGGAGCCCGCCAAAGAGGCGAAGCCUAGGAAGGCGGUGAGAAAGGAUUCCCUUGAGAAGCAAGUCCGUCGCAGCCGUUGUAUCUUCGAUCAAUCUCACGGGGACGGAAGCUUUUCUGCAUCGGCCGGUUACUUCUUGAAGAACGACGGACAUCAAGAAGGCUCGUCGUCCAAACGCCAACAUAAAUGA
Messenger RNA from Puccinia graminis f. sp. tritici CRL 75-36-700-3, 357 nucleotides. RefSeq lists its product as uncharacterized. The coding region runs from base 1 to 357 and encodes 118 amino acids. NCBI's taxonomy places the organism in Eukaryota, Fungi, Basidiomycota, Pucciniomycetes, Pucciniales, Pucciniaceae. The transcript is spliced from 2 exons. The record is from RefSeq and is a predicted model, not a curated record.